Messenger RNA from Chara braunii, 1719 nucleotides. The record is from the annotation of a GenBank genome assembly. NCBI's taxonomy places the organism in Eukaryota, Viridiplantae, Streptophyta, Charophyceae, Charales, Characeae.
GCUGAGGGAUUCCGCCCCCACGACGGUGGUGGUUGCCCACAUGCAGAGGACGACGAUGACGCAUGGAGUGACCCUGAGGAGGUUCGCUGGCGCAGCAGUGGCAGAGAUUUAUUCGAUGACACAACGAGGGGCAGGGCUGGAGUUGAGGGAUGCUGGGAUGGAUCGGGGAACCCUCAUGCCGUGGGGAGCGUCUACCAACCGCGGAGAGAUUAGCACCAAAGAUGUUGCUGGUGGUGUUGCUUCUGAGUUGGUCGAGGUAUGGUUGCUAGGGGAGUUGGGGACGCUCGGCAAUCCACCUGGUGGUAGCGCAUGUCACAUUGAGCAGUUCGAUGAUGCCUAUUAUGAGGGGGCACCACAUGACCAGGCUGGACUUGGGGACCAUGCUAUGGAAUCAGCAUCCAUGCGCGAUUUCAUGGCCGAGCUUGAGGCUACUCUGCCAGCCAUGAUGGAGGGUGAGUCUAUUGUUGCGCGACAUGCCGACGGCGAGGACGUUUGGUCUCAGCCACAGGUGGUUCACAUGGGAGAGCCUACACCGGACACCGAAGAGGACCGCAUGGCUCGAGAGGCGAGGGAGGAUGAGGAGGAGGCCGCAAGGGCCAAGACCCUGGCCGAUGCCGACCCGCGCACACAGGUCAUGGCAUGUGACAUGAAGGCUAUGCGUCAGCUACGGACGGGGGGAGCAGGAGCGCGAGGCUAUGUUGUGGAGGAUGUGCAGAUGGAGGGCCCAAUUGGUACUGCGCACGCACAGACAUUGGAUUCGAGAGAGGUUCGAGAGAGAGAGGGCGAGACAGCAGGGCCCGAUAUCGACGGUACAUCCAUCGUCCCAAUACCACGAGACGGAGAGACGGACGCUAUUGUAGUGGCAUACGAUGGAGAGGCGUGCGGUGAGAUAGUGAUUGACUCCACCGUGCCAGAGGUCCAUGCUGCUCAGUUGGCUCAAUUGGGAGAUCCCGGAGAGGUACCAGCGGGAGACGUGGAGGAUGAGGAGGCAAUUGGGAGUCCAACGGCGGUGGGGGGAGACGUAGAGACAGGGGAGGACGCAUGUGGGGAGGUACAUGGAGAUGUGUGUACGCCCUCGACUUUACUUGCUUCUGGCGUGGAGGAGGGAGCAAGUGUCAUGGCGUCACCGCCCAUUCAGCAGGAUGCACCGACGGGCACACAUCGCCAGCGUCGUCGUCAUCCACCUGGUCCUGGGACGCAAUGCACUCAUUACGUAGAGCAGCCACGAGGCAGUUUGAUGUUCGAUACGAUGAUUGUUGAUGAGUUGGGCACGUGCCUUGCGACGGAUCUCACAGAGACGAGACGUGGAGUGAGGAUCGACUUAAAGAAAGCCAAAACACUUCUACCACGCCUGCAGUUCGUUUCAUGGGGCCCUGCUAGCCGAACACCGUCAUCAGACGCUUCGAUGGCGGUGGGUGCUAUGGGAGUUGGUGCGGCACACUCCCCUCCCCGUGUGGCACGAGAUCGUGGGACACGAUCGUCUGCGCCAACCUCAGCGGUGGGCAGGCCUCAAGAGCGUCGACAUGCGACAGCGGGGGCCGUGGCUUCUUUACUCGGGUGCACUGACGUGUCGUGGAGCAACACAAGGAGGUCGACGACGGCUACCAGGAAGAGGCAGCUCGGGUUGGGGAGGUGACGCUCAUCCACGUCAUCGACGAGGGAGGUGUACGUUGCUGGGUUCGAUCAUCGUGGAGGGUUGGGUGCUGAUGUUGAGGGAGC